UUUCCUUACACCUUUCGUGACCGUUACUCUCGGAGUCAGAACGCGUCCUCCUUAUCUCGGGUUCGAUAGAAUCUCUCUCUUGAACUCGAACCACCAUGCGCGGACGCGAGCUCGACGUCGAGGUCGGCGAUGAGUAUAAGGAGGAGCAGCAAGCUCUCCUGCCAGAGUCUUCCAGAGACAUUGAACCAGCCGCACGCCUCGAGCCUUCACCUCGUCGUAACUUCUCGGUCACUCAGCUUAUCCUGGCAUUUGUAGCUGGCGGCAUUGCUUGUCUUGGAAUCCAACUUGCAAUUAUUGGGCCGUCUUGUCUGUCGUCUAAUUCGUACGGCCUCGAGGAGGAUGUUCUCAACGCGCUCGCGCCUCCUUACGUCGGUUCAACCGAAGUCCACAAUUGGCCUCCAGCAUCUCCAACGAAUGCGGACCCUACUCUAUUCCCCACCGACGUUGGAUACCCAGGUGCGACGCCAACUGGUGCGGAGGCAGCUCUCAUCGCCACAGCACCCUCCUAUCCCGUCCACACCGGCGCGCCUCAGCUAGUCCUGCCUGUAACAUUACACUCGGGCGAGAAAUCCACUAGCAAGUCUUUCGACCUCUUCAAGUCCUGGGGCAACCUCUCGCCAUGGUACAGUGUACCCAGAGGGACGUUUGGGAUUGAUUCGGGUCCGGAGGCACCGGAGCAGUGUACGGUCACUGGACUGCACUUCUUGCAUCGUCAUGGGGCGAGGUAUCCGACCCAGUGGGCCUCUUAUGGUGGUCCUGCCGCUUUCGCUGGACGCUUGAAUCACAACGCCGAGAACUGGACAGCCAAAGGAGACUUGGACUUCCUCAACGAAUGGACAUACAAGCUGGGAGAAGAAGUUUUAACGCCGUUUGGUAGACAGCAGCUUUACGACCUCGGGAUUUCUAUGCGCCUGAAAUACGGAUUUCUGCUCGAGAACUUCACCGACUCCCUCCCCGUCUUCCGCACAGAGUCCCAAGACCGCAUGCUCAAAUCCGCUCUCAACUUCGCCGCCGGAUUCUUCGGCAUCCCGUACGAGGACAAAUACCUGCAGAGCAUCACCAUCGAGGAGAGCGGCUACAACAACACGCUCUCGCCGUACAUGACCUGUCCCAAUUCGCGCGACAGGUCGAAGUCUGACCGUGGAACUGCUUUCGUCAAGGAAUGGGCCGAGAUUUAUUUGAAGGAUGCGAGGGAGAGGUUGCAGGUUGAGCUUGACGGAUUUGAUUUGAAGAUUGAGGAUGUGUAUACGAUGCAGCAGAUGUGUGCUUAUGAGACCGUCGCUAUCGGGUACUCCAAGUUCUGCGAACUGUUCACGCAGGAAGAAUGGGAAGGAUUUGACUACUCCCUCGAUAUCUACUUCUGGUAUGACUCUGCCUUUGGCUCGCCAGUCUCCCGUGUACAAGGCAUAGGCUACAUCCAAGAGAUGGUCGCCCGUCUUACCCAAACGCCGAUAGCGACCCACAACUCCUCGACCAACGCCACCCUCGAUGACGACCCUAUCACCUUCCCCCUCAACCAUAAUCUAUACGUUGACGCGACGCACGAGGUUGUCGUCCUCAACAUCAUCACGGCUUUGAAUCUUUCAUCUUUCGCUGCGGCGGGUCCUUUACCGAGCGAUCAUAUCCCAUCGUACAGAACAUUCCGCUCGUCCCAACUCUCGCCCUUCUCCACCAACAUCCAAUUUCAACUGCUCUCCUGCGAAACCUCUCCCGAUCCUCAAAUCCGCGUCAUCAUCAACGACGCCGUCGCCCCUCUCACCGGCAUCGCCGGCUGCCCGGAGGACAAACACGGCAUGUGUCCCAUCCCGACGUUCGUCGAGUCUCAGAAGAAGAUCAUACAGAACACGGACUGGGAAUGGGCUUGUCGUGGGGAUUGGAGUGUCCCGGGUGGGAAGGAGUGGAGUACGGUUACGGGAGAUCCACCCGGUGUGGUUUGGUAAGUAGGUUUGGGUGAGCUUGAGACUUGGAGGGGACUGCGAGACAAUUGAGGCGACUUGGAUACACGCGUGCGAUGGUGGCACACGGUUACAGGGACUACGAGGUUGUGGGACAAUCUACGAGUUCGGGCGCCUCUGUCUAAUCGGAUGGAUAGAUUUCUUGCUGUGUCAUAUUCUUCACUCAUCGACACACAAUCAUUGCAUUUUUCACUUUGACUCUGUCAUGUCACACUCUCUGACCUACGCAAAUUCACUGUGUCCACAUUCUCAUAUGAAGCUUUUGC
This is a messenger RNA of Stereum hirsutum FP-91666 SS1, 2221 nucleotides long. RefSeq names its product phosphoglycerate mutase-like protein. NCBI's taxonomy places the organism in Eukaryota, Fungi, Basidiomycota, Agaricomycetes, Russulales, Stereaceae. The record is from RefSeq and is a predicted model, not a curated record. Bases 96 to 1940 code for a protein of 614 amino acids. Gene Ontology annotation, molecular function: acid phosphatase activity. The transcript has 11 exons.